AAAUAGAACCAUUGCACCAUACUGAAGAAAUACCCCAGAAAAGUAGUUCCGCUUCCGUAGUUGACAAAAAAUUAUCAAAUGUGAAUAAUAAAGACGAUAACGUCGCCAGAAGAAGUUUCCGAUUAUAAUUUAGCUUUCAUAACACUAUUUCCCGAAAAUUGUGAUAGGCAUUGAGAAAAAAAACGGUGAGGAUUAAAGAAAGAUGUUCAACUUGCAAGAAAGAGCUAGACAACAAAAAGAUAGGCAAAGAAACGGUCGUAAUAGAGCCACACUUAGAGAUAAAUUAUUGUUAAGAGAAGUGCCAGCGUUGCAAAAAAUUAAGCCGACCACUUGCGAUUACUUUUUUGAAGACCAAGACGCUUUACAUAACUUUUUCUUACAUAUUAAACCUACCGAAGGACCUUGGCGGGAUGGCUUAUUCAAAUUUGAAGUGACUGUACCAGACGACUAUAAUAUGAAGCCUCCUAAGGUCAAGUGUCAUACGAAAAUUUGGCAUCCGAAUAUCAACGAAACCGGAGAAGUUUGUUUAUCUCUCUUACGGGAGGUAUCUGUUGAUGGAAUGGGCUGGGCACCUACGCGCAGUUUGACUGAUGUUGUUUUAGGGCUUAACUCGCUCUUUAAUGUAAAUGAUCUGGUCAAUUUUAAUGAUCCGCUAAAUACUAAUGCUGCUGAUCAGUAUCAUAGGGAUAAGGAUGAAUUUACCAAAGUUGCAAGAGAUUACGUCCAUCGUUUUGCUAAGAAACGAUGACAUUCUUCUAAAGUGAAGUUUCUUUUCUUCUGGGCACUUUAUAACAAUAUUGACUCUAAAUUAAAAUUUUUCUGGUGCGAAAAGUUGAAAAAUAUUUAUGAUGUAGAAAAUGUAAAACUCGUAUAUACAUAAUAUAUAUAUACGUAUGUUAUGUAUAUAAGUUUAUUCAUUUAUGCAUUGAUAUAUCUUUUUAUGUAUUAAAAUUUUUAUGAUAUAUGUAUGUAUGUUUGUAUGUACAUGUAUGGUAUUCAAAACCAGUUUUAAGAACUUCUGGAUAAAUCUCAACUUAUUUACAUCUUAAAAAAGGAAAUGGCUUUUUUUUAAAGACUUUCUAUAUACAUAUUUAGUUUGAACUUAUUUACCUUUGAUAGUAAUAUUUAAUAGAAUCAUUGUUUAAAAA
Dimorphilus gyrociliatus is the source of this 1148-nucleotide messenger RNA. The record is from the annotation of a GenBank genome assembly. NCBI's taxonomy places the organism in Eukaryota, Metazoa, Annelida, Polychaeta, Dinophilidae.